CGCCACCUCCUCUUUCUCCUACUACACCACCACCUACUACUCCAAUGUGGAAUAAACGAUGAGUUAUGUGGACAAAGCAAAACAAAAACGUAAACUAAGUGAUGCGAAAUCGGAAUAAGUGUGUGACGGCAGACUGUGAUGACAGCGAGCCGGAUCUGAAGUUUUGUCCCCAGACCGGAGCAGGAGAGCCGGACAGCUCCGCCUCGUUCGGUUCGGAGUCGGAAGAGAAAAUGGGCCGACUGUUUGGAAGGAUGAGCCUGGUCAGCCGGAUGAAGAAGGUUUUGCUGUGGCUCUUUUUCGUCUACAUCACCAUCCCUUUGCUGAUCAAACUGUGUCCCUCCAUUCAGGCCAAGCUAGUUUUCUUAAACUUCGUGAGGAUGCCCUACUUCAUAGACCUCAAGAGACCUCAGGACCAGGGCCUCAAUCACACCCUCAACUUCUACCUGGAGCCUGAGAGCGGCUUUAAAAUAGGAGUGUGGCAUACAGUCCCAGCUCAGAUGUGGCAGGAGGCUCAGGGGAAAGACAGAACAUGGUACGAGAUGACACUCCGUUCCACACAUCCUGUUAUACUCUAUCUCCAUGGCAAUGCAGGGACCAGAGGAGGAGACCACAGAGUUCAGCUCUACAAGGUCCUCAGUUCUUUAGGCUACCAUGUAGUCACGUUUGAUUAUAGAGGUUGGGGGGACUCUGAUGGCAGUCCGUCAGAGAGGGUGAUGACUUCAGAUGCUCUCUUCUUGUAUUCCUGGAUGAAGGAUCAAGUGCGAGACAAACCUCUCUAUGUCUGGGGUCACUCUCUGGGAACAGGUGUGGCCACAAACCUGGUCAGAGUUCUAUGUGACAGAGGUUCACCUCCUGAUGCCUUGAUCUUAGAGUCGCCUUUCACCAACAUCAGGGAUGAGGCCAGGAGCCAUCCAUUCUCUAUGAUUUACAGAUACCUGCCGGGGUUUGAUUGGUUCUUUCUGGACGCCAUCACAGUCAAUGACAUUCACUUCCCCAGUGAUGAGAAUGUAAACCAUAUCUCCUGUCCCAUGUUGAUCCUCCAUGCUGAAGAUGAUGGUGUUGUUCCUUUUCCUCUAGGGAAGAAGCUUUACAACAUGGCCGCCCAGUCCAAGAGUCUGAGUGGCCAUAAGGUCCAGUUCAUCCCGUUUCCUUCAUCUCUGGCCUACAAACACAAAUAUAUCUACAGGAGCCCAGAACUGCCACACAUUCUCAGCGACUUCUUCGGCACAAGUCACCCUGCUGACAGACCUGCUGCUAGGAUCUGAACUGUUAUCACAAACACGUGCACACACAUGCACACGUGCACACGUGCACACACACACACACACACACACACACACACACACACACACACACACACUGUAUUCCCACAUGGUACACAUAGAGGACCUUGGGCUCUGAACUGACGUGUGAUUGGAGCAGAACAUGGCGUUCUGUUAUUACCUGCAGGAGAAGCUCGCACACGCCAGGUCACAUGACACGAUGUCAUCAUGACAACAGGUCAGUCUGAGUGUGUGUUAUUCUCCAGAUGUAACACGGAGACGGCAGCAUGGACUGCAAUGCACCCUGGGAGAUUCACAGCCAAAUUGCAGGAAGAGUGAAAACCUGUUUUAAAUGUUUAUCAUGGAAGCCUGACACACCUGAUCUUUUUUUCUCCUUCACUUUGUUCUCUUAUUUAAUUGGUUCUGAUUUGACUGAUUUUAAAUGUCUUCCCUGUUUGAAGACUCUAUUAUGACUUGAAUCAAAUCUGGCAUGUUUUGUGGAACUUUGAAAUUGAUUUGGAGGUUUCUGGUCUCAUCUCUACUCCGUUCGGGGAAACAGAGCCAGUCCACGUCCGGCCCAGAGAUGGAAAACUUCAGAAAGUCCAGUUUAAAGAGACCAGUACCACAAAAUAAAGGUUUUACCAAGAAUCUGACUGGUCUCAUAAUUGUACUCAUAAUUAUGAAAUGCUCCAUUAUACAGGGGCAUUAUUAAAGUCUAUUAACCUGUUUGAAGGAUUAUUAAUAAACCAUAAUACUCAUCAAAUCUGAGAAAAACCCAAACUAACAGAGUACGCAUUUAACCUAAAGUACAAACAUUAUACUGCUUUAUUACACAUUUCUAACAUGUCUUAAUGAAACAUCUGUAUUCUGUGUACACACAAACAGAAGUGAACGUUGUUGAGCGUUAAUCUACCUGCAGGUUAAAUGAAGACAACAAACCAGUUCAAAUAUCAUGUCUCUCAUUUCUGUUUUUUUUUCCAGUCUACAGGAUCUGAUGAUGAGCAAUAAAAUCAUGUGGCUGUGUCGUGA
Molecule: messenger RNA, 2291 nt
Organism: Lampris incognitus (smalleye Pacific opah)
Lineage: Eukaryota; Metazoa; Chordata; Actinopteri; Lampriformes; Lampridae
Gene: abhd12
Product: abhydrolase domain containing 12, lysophospholipase
Exons: 14
Coding region: 102-1265 (387 amino acids)
Biological process (GO): monoacylglycerol catabolic process; phosphatidylserine catabolic process
Cellular component (GO): endoplasmic reticulum membrane
Molecular function (GO): phosphatidylcholine lysophospholipase A1 activity; monoacylglycerol lipase activity
Source: RefSeq, a predicted model, not a curated record